Pocillopora meandrina is the source of this 17867-nucleotide messenger RNA. Lineage: Eukaryota; Metazoa; Cnidaria; Anthozoa; Scleractinia; Pocilloporidae. The record is from the annotation of a GenBank genome assembly.
AUGGGCGAUUUACCCAACAGUUUCUCUCAUUCGCUAUCUAUCCAGUCCACUGAAAUCCUGAGGAAAGAACGAGUUGGCUGGACAAUCCUUGCCACUUUUAUUGCAGCUAUUGGCCCUGUAACCUUUGGUUACUGUGUGGGGUAUUCUUCGUCAGCGCUGCUUGAUUUACAGAACGAAAAUGCACCUUCCGAUGUUCGCCUAUCGUCCGAACAAGCAUCAUGGUUUUCAGUAAGUUCAAUGGCACUUUUUUACAAUGAUAUUAUCAAUAGGAAAAUAACUAUGCUGAUUCUGCGCGAAAUUCUGACUACAGCUUCUACAGUUUUUGCGAUUUUUAACUUUUUUUCCUUUUCAAUAAACGUUAUUCUUAAUACAGCUUGGAGAUAUUUUUCUAUCUGAGCGGUGCGGCGUUAUUCAUGGAGAGUCAAAAAUAAAAAUUAGGCUAUAGUUUUGUCUCAAUUAAAAAUUGGUCGGUGAAAGCACGUUAGUCGUUCAUCAGUUUCUCCCCUGCUCCCAAAGUCUGAAUGCUGGCGUGAUACAACAAGAAACGGGCGAGACAUCUGACAACCCCAUGAACAGACCAGAAGACACAUGACAUUGCACAGACAGCCAGCGAGCACGUAGAUAUUACGCUCUAUUUUGACCACUCUUUACCUGUCAAGAAUUUUUAAUGAUAAGAAAUUUGGAGCUAAAUCGUCAAGAUGUUGAGGAUAUGUUGCGAACAACCAUAUUUCAAGCGCAUGGUGAUGGAAAAUAAAUAACAUUACCAAAAAGAAAAAAGAAACCUAGUGUUUGCUAUUGUGCGAUUGAAGAGUUUGCUGGUAAUUUAUAUCAUUUUAUUUAUUGUUUUCGACAAAUUUGGCAUUCAAAGCGAUAAAAUUUAAGUGUACAUAUAUUCAAUAAUCUGGGAGUACGAACAAGGAUAUUUCUGUCUGACGUCGGGAAAAAAAAAAAACUACUGAGCCCAGCUCGAAGAGCAAGACGUUAAUCAUUGGAAAUCGAUGUCACUUCUGUGUUUGUAAUGUUUGCAAGAUUAUCUUUAAAAGGGAAUUUUUCGCCAGUUCUGCAGAGAGGAUCCGAACGAAGGGUCAUAUGCCACGGCUUUUCCAGUUAAGAGAAUCUUUAUUAAUAAAUGACACACCGGAUAAAUUUGUUCCCGUUUGUUGUAGUAAUACACUUCAUUUCACGUUUAAUCCGCGUUCAAUUCACGAGCAGCAGCCUUUAAUCCGCGCUCGGCCGCGUUCGUGAGCGUUAAACGCGAACAGGGAAACCAAAAUUCGACUUCCUUUACAGGGAGCAUUUCCACCUUAAUAAGCCGUGUAAUUGCAGCGCAAAUACGAUAGCGUUACGCGUCUCUUGAAAUCAUCCACGAAAAUGGUCCACAAGCGAACGGCUUUCUGGACAAGGUAUAGUCAGAAAACGAAGCUUUGCGUAUAAAGCUAGUAAUUUCUAUCUCUAAAAGCGCACAGUAAAUCAUGUCAGAGGUUUUUACUUCAUAUGGCCAUGGGUAACAAAGAAUUCGUUGAACAGUGCAGCGCAACUGAAUGCGACACGUCACACGUCCGUUGAAAUCCUAUGUCGACAGUGACCGGAUAAGAAAGGGUAGGUUGGAAAAUAUGAAAUGCCGGAAUUCGUAACCGGAGUACCAGGAAUUCCCGGAAUGAUCGAAAAAUUAUAAUGCUAUAUGCAGUAAAGUCACUUUAGAAACUGAGAGAACUGUAUACUGGAUCUUUCCAUUAUACUUUAACUUAAAGGGCAUGUAAACCCAAAAAACGUUCAUUUUCUUUUCACAUAGAUGUUUAGUAAAUAUAUCAAGUACACCAAAGGUACCAUUCGUUUAUUCUCAAAAGUCCAUUUUCACUUUGUAAAAGCUCUUCCAAAUUCGAAACAUUCGCCAUCUUGAAUGGCGCCAUCUUUCCUGUGACGUCACGGGUGGACCCUCCAAAGUCUCGUUUUAUAAUCGCGUGAGGCACGAAGGAGUCUUUCCUACAGCCGUUGUUUGCUGGUCUCGUCAUGAUUUUUUUACUUACAGUUUGCUUCAAUACACUCAAUUUUUUUCGUAAUGGUGAAGCGUUGUGUCGUCCAGUUUUGUACUGAUUCAAACAAAACUGGGCAUACAAUGCAAAUAUUUCCAAAUGACGCAAAUUUGAAGCGACAAUUUGUGAAAUUUGUUCAAGUGAAAAUAGCCGAUUUCGUCGAGCCGUUCGAACGUUCUGUUGUUUGUGGCAGUCAUUUUUCUUCCUGGUGCUGUACCGACGAUUCAGGCCUCACCAGAAGCAAAUUAUUCGGAAGUAUAAAAACGACCCAUACAGUCGGCAGACGACGAGGAUUCGGAAGUGGCCGACCGAACUGAGAAAGAAGUUGAGCUCUUCAAAAGUUAGAGGUCAACAGAGAAAGUACAAAAUCGAUUUACAUGAAAACGUUUUGUUAAUUAAACAACAAUAGCUUUAUUGGUUCUCUAAAAACAUCUUUUUUCUCAUCUAAUGAAAUAUUAUGGGGAAGCCAGUUGUUCGGGAGCCAGCGCUGAGCCCGUAAAAGACACUGACAUGUCUGAACCUUAAGAAAGAGAAUUCGUUGAUAUCAGUGUGUAAUAACGUGAUCUGGAAUUUUGUCGGUUCGAUAAAAAGAAUUUGUCGGUUCGAUAAAAAGAAUUCUAUACAGGAUCCCAUAAUCAACCCUUAUGUUCUAUAAGAAAAUCCAAGCCAGCCCCACUUGGUGCUUCCUUUGAGAAACCCUGCAGAGAAACAGCAGAAGAAUUUGUGUCACGGUUUUUACAGCAGUGAAAAUGCAUUCAAAGGUCAGUAGGACAAUAUUCAUCAUUUUGAGUACAACUUAAAAGAUCCUGAUUUCAGCUUGCAAAACUAUCUUUUCAAUAUUUCAAAUCGAAGCAAACACAAACAGGGUUGGAUAAUUAUGAAGGGCACACAAGGAAAUGUACAUGAUACAACUUUUUUAUCGAUGGAAAUGCUUCUGAGAUGAAGGAUAUUGUUUACCGCACAAGAUAGCACAGCGACCCUAAAGUGUUUGCCGAGAUAUCCCCAACACCAACGAACAAGCUAUCUGUAGGCAAUUUAGCGAAAUUUCCUGCCAGGAAAGAAGCGAAAAACAACUAGCUCUAGUACUGUAUUAUUAAAUCAAUGGCAGAAACUCAAGUAAAUCGAUCUCAAAAUGUAACAAAGCAGAUGAAACAGAAAAUAUUUAGCUUAUACCCCAUUCACACCAAAGCUUAAACAUGUUUUAAAGUUGUUUUGUUAAACACACUUUAAUUUUUUUUUCUUAGUAGAACCAACUUUACCUAAUAUUUUCUACUUAAAAUAUAGCCCAUUGGAAAUGCAAGUUAGCAAGUACUUGAAUCUUACGCAAAAUUAAGUUUUUCCAGUUCUCUCUUUGUGAUUUUCAUUCAGUAAAAGUCAGUUUAACAAAACAUGUUUUGCUGGUGUGAAUAGGGUAUUAGUCGUUUCCGGUGUGAUUAUCUGUGCUUUGCUGCUGCCUGUACGCGUACUUGGCCGUCUUCAGCACCCAGAAAUCGAGGCAAAUUGACUGAAAACCUGGAUGCUCAGUGAUACAACUUAUCUGGGUUUCAGGUCAUUUUGCCACAAUUGCCCGAUUUCCGUACAACAAACACUUUCAUGAGUUGUCGGCAUUGGUUGACAAGUUCCACACUCGCACCUUUGAUAAUUUUAUAUAAAACACUUUCAGAAGCUCAAUUUAAAAAAGAUUCUGUUGCAUUCCUUUAGAUUGUAUCCUCGCCUUAUUGCAUUUUCAUGUUAAAUACAUUUAAACGAGUCUUUAGUUUCACUACGUUGCUCAAAGUUUCCUUUGUUUUGUCUUUUUCAUAUUUUUCUCAACCGGAAACUUUUAUUAUACUACAUAGAAUCGUGUAUAGAGAGAUUCCAUUCCUCAAAGUAUUUCUCUCAGCUUGAAAUUACUUCGCGACGUGAGCACACAUCACCUGGGACUCAACAAUGUCCUGAUGUUCACAGGUUCUUUUCAUAACUUUCCCACAAACUGUUCAAGGUCAUAAUUCAAGCCUCUCUUCGUUGUUUAUUUUUACACCUGACGAUGCUUUUUAAGAAGUACAAUUCGGAAACUAGUUAUGAUCUUCAGAAACCCUUCAGUAUUGUCCACUUUACCAACAAAUGCACCUCGAGAUAAAGGGUUUUUGUCGAUCAGGCGACCGCAGUUAACUGACAGUUUGAUCGCUGGGGGAUCAUGCAAAAGCAUUGAAUAAACAGGCAAACAUAAACCGUGGGAAAGUUUGCGAUUUUUAAAUUAUGUACAUUUUUAAAAGGUUGUUCCUGUAUCGGCACUAUUCUGAAAGAAUUUACCAAUAACGCGCUGAGCUUAUCGGCUGGUCUUAAUAGUAGCUGCUUGGAUUGCUCCCAAUGUGUGGUUAAUAAUUAUUUAAGGUAUAGUAUUAAUUUGUAACAGUUCCAAGAUUCGGAGCUUUUUACAAUUGAACUAUUAAACUAAUUGGAAAUGUUGCAUUUGUUUAAUCUUCUGCAACGGUUCCGGCUUGAAAGGCGCGGCAGCCUAAUAGUUAUAGCACCCUAGACAUCCUGCAGGUGUAUAAAUGAGUACAGGCGAAUUUAAAACGGGGAGUAACCCUGUGAUGGACUAGCCGUCCAAUCCAGGGGGAGGGGAGAGUAGAAAUAUUUUCGUCACUUAGGCUGUAUGGACUACUGACAUGACGCAGACUUUUUUAAUUUCUAGUAUGUACAUCACCAUAAACAGUGCCGAUAAGUGGUUAUUUAUUUAACGCCACGGGAUCCUCAAAGAAAAAUUUUGUAUUUAAUUAUAUAAUUACGUUAUAAAUUUACCAUUAAUUAUUAAUGAACAUUCAAUUAAUUAUUAAUUAUCAUUAUAUUCUUAUUUCUUUAUUAAUUUUUAGUUUAAUUUUUUUUAAAUUUAUCAUUUUUCAUUCACUCCGGGAAUUCCGGCUGUUCCAAGUAUUCCUAUUCUGGUUUCGAAUUCCAGCAUUCUUUAUUUUCCAACCUACUGAUAAGAAAGCUAACUUUGAAAUAUCCCGCAGCGCUUUUUUUCGCAUCAGGCAUAUUCCGAGAUCUUCACUCUGCGAACAGGCAUUAUUUCCUCUUUUCUUAGCGUUUCAGGUGAACGGAUAGGAGAUAAGUGUAAGGCGGGUGCGGAAAAAGUGCGUGGCUAACGCGCGAAAAACUCAAGAAGCGAGACACGCGCAAGUGGACAAGCGCGAAAAAAGUGGCGCGUAAUUUUGUUCGUACUCUUCCUCUCUCGCGUGAUUUUUACCUCACCCUCUUCCCACACUCGCCCUGCAUUAGUCCACGCUGGUAGAAAAAAAAGGCGCUCCCAUGCCCCAACCCCCUUCCCCCUUCAAAAAAAAGUGUUACCUGGGAGGGCGCUCUAGUGAUAUUUGGACUGCUAGCAAGCUGCACAACGGGUGUAAAUUUUUGGUAGUGCCGCUGUCCAGAUGUUAAGUUCUGAGAAACAUUUUUUUCCAAAAUACUGUAAAUCACUGAAUAUGCUAAUCAUGGCGUCUUGAUGUCGCUUGCGUUUAGCAAAGUAGAUAACAAUAAGCCACAAUACAUCUUCCACCUGAGAAGACCCCUCACCUUGCCAUAUUUUAAACGACCACUUCCACAAUCCGGCUAGUCUUAAAUGCGUGCAUACCGUUAUAUCCAUGAAUAUCUAAUUUUUUAAAUGAAUUAUUUCCAGUCUUUGCUCAAUGUGGGUGCUAUUGUUGGAAGUCUUAUCGGUGGAUGGGCGAUUGACAAGUUUGGUCGAAAGGGUACCAUCGUUUUAUGUGCGAUACCUUUCGAGAUCGGAUGGCUCCUCAUAAGCUGUGCUCAUCACGUUUCCAUGUUUCACGCUGGCCGGAUCAUUACAGGCUUAGGCAUCGGUGUAAUUUCACUUGCUUACCCGGUAAGACAUAAGGGCUUAAAGUAACAUCAGAUUUCAGACCUUAAGGUCCAUUCUACCGUAGUUUACUCCGGUUUUAAAAGUCUAAAGCGAGUGUGAGCAGAGCCGUACGCCCUCCCCUCCCGCCCCCCUCCUAGGAGCUUCCUAAACUGGUGAUCAUUUCUUUUAUUCUCAUGACCUUUAAUUUUGAUUCAGGGGUGAUACUGUAAGGAGAAAUGAGUAGCCAGUCUCUCUUAAGGGUUGAAGGGUUUGCGUGGUCAACUAUACCGCGGGCACGCCAACGCCACAGCUUUGUCCAGUAGUCCAGUGGUCAGUGCACUGGGCUCCGAGUCAGACGACCCGGGUUCUAGUCCUGGCCGGGGCAAGGCAUUGUGCCCUUGAGACAUGCGGGACAAAAAAUGCAAGCUCCGCUUUUAGGCUUUGCUAAAUCUAUAUAUUAUAUGUUAGGUCAGGAAUAGCAUUGUUCUAGUAAGUAGCACAUCGCGCGCACCCGAAGUCCAGCAUGGUAACCACGAGGCUAUCACUUCGAACCGUUCAACUGAAUAGAGAGCCGUCAGUAGUAAACUCCCAAGAAGCUUGUAUUCACACGUUCUAGAAGUCUGGCCCUGAGCCCUCAUUGGCACUUUAUGUUGUGUUUUUGGGUGAGACUCUAGAGUCACUGAAUGCCUCUCGCCACCCAGGGCUAUCAAUCGUUACCGCUAAAAAAGUCAGCAAAACCUGACUUGUGCUGCGAGUAAACCAUUAUCUCAUCUUGGGGAGAAGACUGGAACAAGCUGCAGCAAUUUAUAGCUCCCUUGAUCCCUAUAACUUAGUCUAUCCGUUCUGCCUUAGGUCUACGUAGCUGAGAUCGCAACUGCACGACUGCGCGGGACACUUGGCGCUGUCAAUCAACUGGCCAUAGCAGCUGGCAUCUUACUAAGUUAUAGCUUUGGAGUCCUUGUGCAUUGGAGGUGGCUGGCUCUCAUUGGUGCUAUGCUCCCUGCCCUACUCGUGAUUUUGAUGUUCCCUAUGCCGGAGACCCCUCGCUGGUCGUUGGGAAAUAACCGAAACAGCGAAGCGGCCAGUGCAUUGCUGUGGUUAAGAGGACCUGAUUUUGACGUCGAGGAAGAGUGUUGUGUGAUUAAAGCGAGUCUAGACGAAGGUUAACUCCUAUAAUAUAUCAAUUGAUAGUGAGGGGAAUUUACCUCAUCCCCACACAAGGCUCCUUCGUUCCCUUUGAAAACCAUGUGAACCCAACCCCCUCCCUCCAAAAAAAGAUUUCUCCUCCAGCGCCCUGACUGUUUCCUUACUCGGAACUGAUUAGAUCAAGUGACCACCACAAACCGUAUAAUAUUAAGCCAAGCUUUAAUAAUUAUUCGAUCUAAAAGAAAUACAUUUAUAAUUCGCAAUUAGAACAAACGCAAAUCAAGUCUUUAUCUUGUAACUGAAGUCAAAAACUUCAAUAUAAACUUACUUCUGUGGCGGGUCGUUACAACAGUCUCACUUUACGGGUUAGCAGAUUCUCCAGGUAAGCGGAUUUAGAGACAGAAAAACGAUAACAAAAUAACUUCUUUCUCACUUCGAUUCUGCUGAAAAACUGACUUAAACAUAAUAAUCUAACGCUUUUAAAUCAAUCUAUUGAAUUAAUGUCAAUCACGAUUCUUGUCAUCGAAUAAAUCUGUCAACACGAGGCAACGCCUAUUUAUUAAACGAAACAUUCUCCGCCCCGAUAAGGGCGUAGUCCUUAUCCUUCUUGAAGUCAGCCUAAUUUUAUUUAGUCGUAUCCCUCAGCAGGAUAUAUAACAGCAAUCUUGGUGACUGGGCGGCUGUAUUCUCCGGCUGGUGUUUUUACUUUGACAUUACGGACUCGGCCAUCUGUCCCGGGAUACACCUCGAUUACUCUGCCGAUGGUCCAUUUACCUCGGAUAGCAUUGUUGUCCGCCAUGACUACAAUGUCAUCGACUUGAACGUUUCGCCUUUCUGUAUGCCAUGCCUUCCUUAUCACUAGCGCUGGCAGUACGUCUCUGCUCCAACGUUUCCAGAAUGACUCCACAAUUUUCUGCACAAAUUCUACACGGCGUCGCGGGUUUUUCGUGUCUUGGAAUGGGCCUUGAGGAACUUCCGGUGUUGCUCUUCCAAGAAGCAUGUCGUUCGGGCAUAAAUAUUUGCCGUCAUCCGGGUCAUUUGGAACACGGCCGAUCGGGCGUUGAUUAACGAGAUUUCCAACUUCUAGCAGACAUGUGUAUAACUCGAACGGACUUAGAACCUGUUCUCCUAUUGCCUUCUUCAAAGCACGCUUACAACUUUUGACGAGUGCCUCAGCACAUCCGUUCUGAUGAGGGGCAGCUGGAGCGGUGAACAGCCAGUUGAUACUUCUUUCAGCGCAGAAAUCACGGAGUUUGUCAGAAUCUAAACCUUCGACCAUUUCGCGCAAUUCCCCAACCAUUUGCCCAUUGUCUCAAUAGCACUGCCAACCAUUUCUUAGCACCUGGAUAAAUUCCAUUGUUGACCCAUUGUCGCUCAAUAGCACUAGCCGUUUGGGUAUCCACGGAUUUCUCGACAAGAAACACAUUUAAAUUUCACAGCCUUACUGAGCUUAUUCGCCUUCAAGAUCCAGAGUCUUAAAACUCCAGGAUGCCCAUGGUUGUGCAUAUGGCUUGUAAUCAACAGGGAUAUUCUAGCUCAUUGGGAAGCAGCACACCUGGAUAAAUUCGUCAUUGUUGAUAUUCUUCAUUCGGUCAACAGCCAUGACAUCUCAGCCUUCUUUAACUCUUCAGGCAUGAGAGGUCCUUCUCGUCCGUUCCAGAUGGACGGCUCGGCCCAACUAGAAAUUCUUCAGCAGGCUGGCAUCUAAUCUGUCAGGCACAGUAAAUCCACUUUAACUUUGAAGCUGAACUCAUCUGUAACAUAAUUCCAAAUCACUCCAAGCACCUUUUCUUCAACUUCUUCCUGGAACAUCUUGAACUCAUUUUCCUGAUUUUCUGUCUUGGUUAGACUUAUCACCAAACGUCAGGACUGUUUUACGUACACAUCAGGUUCUCUUUCCGUUUCCAAGUUUCUCCACAGGAACCGAUGAACAUGUUGAUCCUCUUCUGGGAUGCGUAUACGGUGAUACAUUUUGGAUAUGUCACCCAUCACUGCUACUUCUUUUUCUCUAAACCUCAAGAUUACUCCAAACAGAUUGUUCAACAAAUCAGGCCCCUUAAGCCAAUAAUCAUUCAGUGCGUGACCUUGAUAGACUGAAGAGGAGUUGAAGACGAUUCGUACGGGUGUGCUCUUCUUCUCAGGUCGAAUAACGGCAUGGUGUGGGAUGUAAUGCACCGGGCCUUUGCUUGAGAACUGCAUCUCCUUUUCUUCCAUCUGUUUGUCAUGGUUUCAUCGCCAAUGGCUUAUUAUCCGGCAACAGCAUGGGGUCUUUCUUCCAGUCCACUGCUUGCCCACCUUUUCACACGACUUGGAAAUGAUUUCCUCCUAGAGGUGUUCUUCUUGCAACUAGCUGUCCAGUUUGCCUGGUCUGUCCAGUAUGCAUCUGGGCGUGGUCGAUUCCUAUUAGUAAAUUUGCCUCUGAUCCUUUCGGUCCAAGAAGCUUGGCGAUCGGUCUAAGCUGGACUGCUGACACUUCCUCACUAAUGCGCGGGCUUGAUCGUCUCCUCUUCUCCUCCCACUUUCGCGGUGUCUCCGGCAAAAGAGUUUCAUGGUGCGCGACGCCAACUUUGACUGCGGUGCUCUUGUGAAGCAACGGGUGAUGAAAAUGCAUGCAUUCCCUUCCGCUCCUACUUUCGUGAUUUUUUUCUUUGAUUUUAUACGUUGGUCCCGAGGGCAGCGAAUUUAUGCCGGAGACCCCACGCAUACGUGAUUUCAUCUCUACGUCCAUCCACUUCAUCAGUCGCUCUAAAGUUGCUUUUUCUCCCUGACGCUGGUCAUUGGGAUAGCAAACCUCCUUCAGAGUAAACCGAAACAAACUUUACUAUGUCUUGCGUGAUGGUGUCGGACACGAACCUUGGAUCUCCGUAAAUAAAUCCCACGCUGCCUUAUAGUCCGAACCUAUCCCUUUGCCAAUGCAUUGCUGUGGUUAAGAGGACCUGAUUUUGACGUCGAGGAAGAGUGUUGUGUGAUUAAAGCGAGUCUAGACGAAGGUUAGCUCCUAUAAUAUAUUAAUUGAUAGUGAGGGGAAUUUACCUCAUCCCCACACAAGGCUCCUUCGUUCCCUUUGAAAACCAUGUGAACCCAACCCCCUCCCUCCAAAAAAAGAUUUCUCCUCCAGCGUUCUGACAAUGAAUAAUAACUAGUCCCUUAACCCCUUCACUCCCAAGAUCUCAUUAGUAAUUCUCCUUACUGUCUGCCAUACAAUUCUGAAAAUGUUAAGUCGGAGAAUUUGAUAUUGGAUCAACUAGUAAUCCCAUAAUUGAUAUUUUUCUUUAUUCUCAUAAUUUUUCUGCUUGAUAUUGUAUUGAUAUAGUGAAGAGAAAUUCUGUCUUGGCCAGUCAUGGGAGUUAAAGGGUUAAUUGGAGUGGAUGUAACUGUUCAUUUUAUUCAAUCCUCAACAGAUCAUCAGGAGAGGCUUCCUUGGCGUGACUUCUUAUUACCAUCGAUAUUAAAGCCCCUGCUGAUCAGUAUUGGGUUGAUGAUUUUCCAGCAGUUCUCCGGGGUAAACGCAGUAAUCUUCAAUGCUGCAUCCAUCUUUUCAAACGCAGGCUUUUCCGAUGCAAAGCUUAUCAGCAUUACUGUGGGAGCCGUACAAUUUAUUGGUGCUGGCCUUGGUUGUCUGCUCAUGGACAAAGCUGGAAGACGAAAGAUCCUUCUGAUGACUGGACUGGUGAUGUGCAUCUGUCAUGUAGUACUAGGAGUGUAUUUUGAGAUCUACAUCCCUCCAACAGAGAAAACCCCACAAGCGGACACUCUCGCCUUGCUUGGUUCUAUCCAUAGAUCUGUUCCAGCGAAAAGAAUUUCCUCUCUGUCAAUCACAAGCCUUGUCGUAUUCAACAUGUUUUACGCCCUCGGUUGGGGACCAGUUGCGUGGUUAAUAAUGUCGGAAAUAUUUCCUCAACGAGCUCGAGGCCAGGCUGGUGGUAUUGCGACGUUGAUUAAUUGGACAUGUUCUUUUAUCGUUACCCAAACGUACCAGUCCAUGGCCGACACUUUGUCUAUCCAAGGGGUAUACUGGUUUUAUGCCGGAUGUUGCUUCUUCGCGUUUAUUUUCGUCUAUUUCCUUCUACCUGAGACAAAAGGCAGGACCUUGGAGGAAAUGGAAGCCAUGUUUGACCAAGAUAAACAAGACUAUGAAAGGAUUAGCUAAGUAAUAAGAAAAAGAUGAAUAGUUAUGAGGCAUAUUUCCGUCGGUCGGAGUAGCCAAAUUCAUCCCUAAGCGUUUUUUGAACACCAGGGCUCUUCAUCGUAGGAAAACGUUUUCCUGUGGUGAAGUCUUGAUAAGCAGAAGCUGAGUGCGAAAGUUUUUAGGCAAGGCUUAAGCGCAAAUUUUGAACCAUUUCUGAAAUGUUUUUGUGGGUUUACUUUGCUUUUCAUUGUGAUUAUUUAGAAACAGUGCGUUGCGCUAAAACACUGCGUUUCCCUUCCAGCCAAUCAGCUGAUCAGAAAGAUUUUCCGCAUGAAUAUUGGAAAAGUAAAGCACUUAUUAAGUAACAGUGCAGACUUUUCCCAUAAAGCCCUUAGGUAACAUUGUUGAUUAUAACCGACUGUAUAACCUUUGCCGCCCUCUUUCCAGACAGAAAACAGAAGUGAUCGUUUAGAUGUUUAGAAUGUACGAUUUUUGCACAUUGCCCUGGCGGAAAAUUAGUUCAUAUUCAUUUGCUUCUUCACAAUUUCCUUCCACACAGGGGAUAUAGUAAAUAGGCUGGUGUACAUACAGUGUAGGUUUAUUUCAGCACUUACACGAAAUAAAAAAAUAUUUGAUCCAUCAAUUCAGUUAAGUAUAUCUAUUGGUAUUACGACACUCCGAACUAACACGAGCCUCGAUAAAUGAUAAUGAUAAUAAUCUGAUGUGUAAAGAGAAUCAUUAAUCAAAAUUUGAAGGCACAAACCGCCAGUCAAUUACAAUUACAACUACAAUAUAAUAACCGUAAUUCGAGUUCUUGUUACAAUUACUACCCGAUAACAAGUGGUAUAAUGCGUGAGUUUUGUUUCAAGCGUGCUUGAAGCGUUUCGCACCUGCGAACGUAGAAGUGACUUAACAUAGUGAUUACAUACCAUCAGAACCAAGUUGUCUUAGAGGAAUUGAAAACGGCCACAUUGGCCAGUUAGUUGUUGUGGCAAAAGAUGAAUCGAAAAAAUACGUGUAGUUAAAUGAUUUUGUGUUCGAAAAGUCUCACUUUUCCAUUCUCUUUUUUAGAUUUCUUUACACUUGUGACGGUGUCAAUUUUCUCUUUUUCCGGAAAGUUUGCCGGUUUUUUGCUAUGUUGUGUAUUUGUCCAUCUUUUUCAAUUUUGCGUGGGAAAUUGGCGCUUGGCUGGCCAAAUUCGAUCCGUUUGCGCAUGCUUUACGUUUUAACGUUGUCUUAUCCACACGUGGUUACUCUCCUGCUUUGCCACUCUGUGACAUAUCACACAACACUCCAUCUAAGCGUUGCGUGACUUUAUAACCAAGGCUGGGAUGCUGGUCAUCACGUGUUUUCGAUGACAUAAUGGCACCAGCUUGCAGCACCUGAUGCGAAUCACCGAAUUAAGUCUUUGCCAUUUAACGAAGUAUCGAACAUGGCUGAGUUCGAAAAAAGCCACAUACACUCGCCAUGUUCCCAGUCUAAUGAAAUGAGCGCGAUUCAAGACAGAGUUGACAGAUCGAUCCUUGCCACCUUUAUUGCAGCACUCGGCCCAGUCAGCUUUGGAUUCUGUCUGGGAUAUUCAUCGUCUGCCUUGCUGGAUUUACAAAGCACUGAUGCACCUUCUGCAGUUCGUUUAUCUGACGAUCAGGCAUCUUGGUUUUCAGUAAGUUGAGUAUUAUUAUUCGUAGGAUCAUAUUUAUGCCACUAUCAUUACGUCGUAUAGAGUACUCCUUAAUUGCUUCGCGUUUUAUAUAUUUAUUUUUUAACGUGUGUAUCAUGUAAUAACCGCAUAUGUAACGCUGACUAGACUUAGCUAAACUUUAAAACAACAUCUGUAAAAAAUUUUAAAAAACCCAAAAUUUAGCCUAAAAACAUAAAUAGAUUGGAAAAACUGUUUCUGCUUCGGUUUCAACGAAAUCACGCCUCGGGCUUAACCGAGCAGCUUCUAUUUUUGUACUACAGAGACUGCCGAAGGGGGCCAUUUUGCCUCUUUGAUAUCCCACGGUACAUUUCCCUCAUUAUUUCGCCUGUGGCUAAAACUGUUUGUUUGAUAGCUGAGGAGCCACAUGACUCUCAUGAGAAUCACAUGAUUUACGAUGGGAUCCAUUUGAAAAUGACGUGGAUCAGUGCUUUUAAUAUAACGUAAAACAAUUGUAGAAAAAUCCACAAGAUAUUGUUUUAAAAGAGGAACAGCGUCAAGGCAAUGUAGCGGAACCCUUGAUAAAAUUUUAAGUAGCAAUAAAAGAAGAUAAAAGAAUUUUUGCGUAAAUUCUGCCCCAACGUGAGUUGUGCACGUAACUUCUCCUAUUUCGGCUGGUGAUGAUGCUUUAUUUAGUAAAUCAAGAAGCGGCAGAUUUUCUCUGCAUGCUAGAAAAAAAAAAAAACUUGCUAUUUCCCAUUCCUCAAGUACAAAAAUCAUUUCCCACCUUUCGAUCCGGUAGAAAAAGUUUUCGGAAAGAUCCGGCAAACAAUUUCUUUAAAAUAAUCAAUUUGACACGCUAUUUAGUCACCCUUUUGACCCAAAGCCCUAAUUUGAAAUGAUAGUGCUGAAAGGUCCUUGCUCGAAAGACUGUGUCACGCUAUGACCGAUGGAUCACGAUUGUCCAAGUUUGCAUGAAGGCAGUCAUUCUUAAUGUUCUUCAUAUGUCGCUCUUGAAUAUUUAUUGGCCCUGUGUAUUUGUAAAGGACGUAAAAGUACAAUUUUUUUGGACGGAAGCAGGAAAAUUGUAUGCAUCGUGGCGUGACAUGCCUCCUAUAAGAAAGCUAGCGCUAGCUUCAUGAGUUAGAUGCAUUGUCAAUGCUAUGAUGGGGCUAAUGGAAAUGAAGGAUAUCAUAAAUCUCUUGUUGUGACCUUUGGUUGAAGGAAAAAACGAUAAUUCUAGUCCGUAACGGAACUUACCAGCGCUCAAUAAGUCGAAAAAAGACCGACCAAAGAUAAUGCGGAGAACUUCAAAACAGCCACACUCCAAGAUAAGAUGCUUCCCUCUAGUGGGGACCAGCAAUAAAAUUUGUUUCCGUUUUUGAAAAAGGAUGUACGUGCAAAGAACAUCUUGGUCAGAUUUAAGAUUUUAAAAUCGCAAAUACUUAGAUGAAAUUCUUGGAAUGCAGCAGUUUCGAUCAAUCUAAUCAGGCUGACCUCUGUCUAUUGUAUAUAGGCCAGAUGUCGAGGUAACUACACACAUCCAAGUAGUGAGGGUAUGUCUCUGUUAGCUUCUUUAAAACCUCGUUAGUGAAAGAUUGGAUCUCUAUACUUUGAACUACACAUCGCGUAUGAGGAGCUAAGAAAUGAACUAGUUUUGUAGUUGGAGGGUAUAAGUGACAUUUUUAUUUUCCAUCUGAAUUUGCUAACAGUCUACCUUUAGACAACAAUUUUUAUACUUAAGCUUCGUGCCUUUGAGAUUCAUUCUUAUACAUUUUGUUCUAGUCUUUAGUUACUAUUGGAGCUAUUUUCGGAAGUGUCAUUGGUGGAUGGGUGAUUGACAAGCUUGGUCGGAAAGGUACCAUUAUGUUUUGCACAAUUCCAUUUGUGCUUGGAUGGCUUCUCAUUUGCUUCGCUCAGAGUGUUGCCAUGCUUUACAGCGGUCGGAUCAUUACAGGCCUGGGCUGUGGUGCAAUCUCGUUGACUGUUCCGGUAUGUCUGUAGAUUUAAGAAUUGGUCAGUUCGUGAUUACCGAAAAGUAUAAAUAAAUGACAAAGAAAUAACAACCACGAAAGAUUUCAAGACCAAAUCAUUAAUUGAUGAAAUGUAAAUUUUAUGCUCAGAACCGAAAACGAACAAAAAAAACGAGAUACGUGUGAUAGAUUUAACCUGCUUGGAUUGGAUUCUUAUUUACUAGAAUUCACGACCUGAAAUUUGCGUGGCUUUGUGUUAAAAAUUCUGAAAAUUAUGCUUUUUUCAAAACAAAAUCUCCUAUUGAGCAACACUUUGGGACAUAUAACACUUAAAGAGUUACCAACGUCGCAAAGCCUCAGUUGAAGUCAGAAAACCCAGUUUUGUUUUCAGCCAUAAUUCGCAUCGUGUUUGAGAAUGGAGUAUCGUCAACUCCAAAAUUCAAAGUUUUGAGACCUCGCGGUUAAACUCGACGGGAAAUUUCAGUCGAAGUGAAACUACACACGUCAUGUUUUGGUGCACGGCCGCGCGUUACAUAAGGAUUUGUAUUGUGGUAGCUCCUUAGGAAAUAGAUAGGCCUUGCGCGCGCGUUAUGUUAUAAGACAGAGUGUAUCAUUAACCUAGCCUUGGUGUAACUGUGUUAAGAUUUUAAUUCAUGAUAAGAAGGUUACUAUUUUUUUUAACCUUUUAAAACUAAUAGCAAGUUGGUAACCCAACUAAACAUGACCACGAAAUAGUUACAAGAGGUGAAAGUCACGUGAAAAAAUUGAAAUUUAAAGGCAAUGCAAAGCAGGAAAAAAUUGCGUUUAUGAUAGUUUUGCAUCAGAUGUAAAUGGUUAGGCAUAUGGCGAGAACUCAAGACUAAUCACGAAAAGUAAUUAAUCAAAGAUAAUGUCAAACUGCUUUAUACUUUAACAGAAAAUUUCAAAUUGCCCUAUUAAUGGAACAUUUUUUCUUUAAGGUCUACAUUGCUGAAAUUUCAGCUGCUAGGAUACGUGGUACUCUAGGGUCUGUCACAAAUUUGGCCAUCACCGUUGGUCUUAUACUUGCCUAUGUAGCGGGUGUCUUUUGUCACUGGAGAUGGCUAGCUUUUAUAGGUGCAAUUCCUCCCACGCUGCAAGUCAUUCUUAUGUUUUCUGUUCCGGAGACUCCUCGCUGGUUGCUGGGAAAGGGCCGUAGAAGUAAAGCCCUAGAAUCCUUGUUGUGGUUAAGAGGUCCUGAUGCAGACAUCGAAGAAGAAUGUGUCACCAUCAGAGAGACCAUAGGUGAGCUUCUUGUAAUACAAACACAGAGGAAUUUGAAAGUUAUUGUAUUUAGCGACGCUUUUAGCUCAGAAUUUGAAUUUGGUUAAUGAAUGAACUGCUUCACCUUUUCCUAUAUAUAUAUCUCUCACUGUCAUAAUUUUGUCGGGCCGAUGAAGCUUGAUUUAGAGUUGGGAAAGGUUCACAGAUAUCUGGUGCGUCUAUACAUAUGAAAAAAAGAUAACCUUUCUUAUUAUUUUUUUUUUUUGAGACAGAUCGUCAUGAGAAAUUUCAUCUAAGGGAAUUAUUAUCGCCAGAGAUCGCCAAGCCUCUUGCAAUCAGUGUCGGGUUGAUGGCGUUCCAGAUGCUCUCUGGAGUCGACGUAGUGGAGUUCAACGCUGCAGGCAUUUUUGCAACUGCAGGCUUUUCAAAUGGAAAGCUUGCAGCUAUUACUGUCGGCUUGGUACAGUUCGUGGCUGCAGGUUUGGGAUGUGUCCUAAUGGACAAAGUAGGACGUAGAAUUCUCCUAUGGCCCGCUGCACUUGGUAUGUGUGUGUCUCUUGUAACCCUAGGUGUGUACUUCCUGAUCUACAUUCCUCCGAAAGAUGGUGGCUCAACGUCUGACGCUGUUUCCAUGCUCAGCUCUAUCAGCCACUCGGUGCCAGCUAAAAACAUUUCUUGGUUGUCAAUCUUGUGCAUUGUUCUAUUCAACCUGAUGUUCUCCCUUGCAUGGGGACCCGUUGCAUGGCUUGUGAUGGCGGAAAUAAACCCCCUGCGUGUUCGUGGCUUUGCCUGCAGCUUGGCAGCUUUGACAAACUGGUCAAUGGCGUUUGUUGUCACUUAUACAUAUAAUUCCUUGGUUAAUGCUCUCACCAUCCAAGGAACCUAUUGGGUUUAUGCAGGCAUUUCCUUCCUAGGUUUCCUUUUCGUUUACUUCCUUUUGCCCGAGACAAAAGGCAAAACACUGGAGGAAAUAGAGGCCAUCUUUAAUAAAGAUAAGCACAAUUACGAAAGGAUUGACUAAGCAUUUGAUACUAAUUUGAUAUCUAUAUUGAUAUCGUACGGACAAUGUUAAUUUUAAAUUUUUGUUUCCAAAGAGAGUUGAGAAAUAUUAUAUUUGAUUUGCAAAAUAUGAAAAUGGUGAUAAGUUUGCUCCUAAAACUACGUACAACAAGUUAUUUGACUCUGUAAGAGAUUGAUGAUACAGUAAAUUAUAUGUUUGCACUUCGAAAAUAUAAAAUCCCUUUCAACUUACGAUAAUCAUCAGACGAGUUAAGGUUGAAAAUAUAGAACUGCCGCGUUGAGGAGGCACUUAACUGUACUGAACUUGCAAACACGAGAUUUGAGAUCGUAAAAAGAACAGAAAUUAAAUUGCAUUUGUUUAUAUAAUUGCCACAUAGCAAGGAGAGAAUUUCUAAAUAAAUUAAGCAUAUCUUGUGGCCGUUGCGCUAACCCUUUAGGGUGUCUAUUGGGUUUAUGGCAGGGUUUUGCAAUUCUUCUAAAGCAGACGAUGAAUAUCCCCAAGUGUAACCACAACUGAGAGAGGCCAGAGCAACUGGCAUAGCAGCUAAGACAGAUCUCCCGAGUCUGCCUUUCUCUUCGGGCUCCUUUAAGUGAACUGACUGCCAGUGGAAAUUUUUGAUUUGCAAUUCUGCCAUUUGAGAUAACGUCUGACUAUAAAACUUGUUUAACUUCAGCAAACCGUAUAAAUGAUCGCCAACGAAUGCUUAAAAUGUCGUCGUUUUUUGUAACAACGCCGGAGUGUAUCAAAUAAGUUAAGUCUGUAGCCAAAGUCCAAACUCGCUCUUGUAACGUGAUUAUUAUUUGUUCACCCCUCGUUGGUCUAAAACAAUAAAGCAAUUUUAAACCC